Messenger RNA from Archocentrus centrarchus (flier cichlid), 1382 nucleotides. RefSeq names its product G protein-coupled receptor 171 (gene gpr171). Bases 225 to 1259 code for a protein of 344 amino acids. NCBI's taxonomy places the organism in Eukaryota, Metazoa, Chordata, Actinopteri, Cichliformes, Cichlidae. Gene Ontology annotation, biological process: G protein-coupled receptor signaling pathway. Gene Ontology annotation, cellular component: membrane. Gene Ontology annotation, molecular function: G protein-coupled purinergic nucleotide receptor activity. The transcript is spliced from 5 exons. The record is from RefSeq and is a predicted model, not a curated record.
GAUCUGCACUAACACACCGAAUCAAACGCACCCUGAGGACCUGAGGAGAAGCCGGAGGCCCCGGUCAGUCUCUUUGGGAUCCAACACGUGGUCCGAGAGUCUGUGAGGGGACGACAGAAGACGCGAGGGCAGAGCGACGCUCCUCAGCAGCACAAACCAGAGCAUCCAGAGAGGAUCUGUCGAUUCGGCUCGUUUUCCUGUUUCCGGCACCAGAUCGCCUCAGCAUGACUCCUUCCACCAAUCUCAGCUCCAGUGGAGCCGGGGAGGAGAAGCUUUGCAUCGUCAACGACCACAUGGGACCCUUCACCGUCCUCUACAUCCUCAUCUUCAUCAUCAGCCUGCCUGGAAAUCUGGUGUCAGCGUGGGCCUUCAUUCGCAGCCCCAAAGCCAAGCAGCAGAGCGCCAGCAUCUACCUGGUUAACCUGCUGGUGGCCGACCUGCUGCUGCUGCUCGCGCUGCCCUUCAAGAUCAUCAAGGACCUCGGGGCGGCGCCGUGGGAACUCAUGGUGUUUCACUGCCAGGCCAGCGCCGUCACCAUCUACAUCAGCCUCUACGCAUCCAUCGCCUUCCUCGCCUUCAUCAUCACUGACCGCUACCUGCAGGAAUGCCACACUGUGCGCUCUCUGCGGCUGCAGGAGGUCGGCUUCGCCCGGCUGCUGUCGCUGGUCGUCUGGCUGCUGCUGCUGCUCAUCAUGGUGCCCAACAUGGCUCUGCCCAUCAAACAGAUCGAGGCGCGGUCCUACCUCAGCUGUUCCUCACUGAAGCAGGACAUCAGCCUGCACUGGCACGCCCUCACCGUCUUCCUCUGCACGGCUCUGUUUCUCAACGCCUCCGCCGCCGUGCUCAUCUCCAGCAGCCUGGUUGUCAAAAAGCUCCUGCGCAGCCGCAGUGACCCCAAACUCUGGGCCACCGCCAGGCGGGUGGCGGUUAGCGUGGCGGCCGUGGCAUCGGCCUACAUACUCAGCUUCGUGCCCUACCACGUCGUCCGCACCCCGUACACGCUCGCCCAGACCAAAGUCAUCAGGGACUGUGAAACCAAAAAGCAGCUGUUUCUGGGGAAGGAGUCCACGCUGCUGCUCAGCGUGCUCCAUCUGUGCUUCGACCCGCUCAUCUUCUUCUACCUCAGCGCCCCGUUCAGGCACACCAUCAGGAAGAUGCUCCCCUGCAGCAGAAACCAGGCCAUCAGUGCCGCAGAGGAAGAGGCGGUGGAGGAAAGGCUGCAGCCAGCAGCCUCUGCACAGCAGGAGGCCGCAUACUGAGUGCACACCUGGCACCUGACAGGGUCCAGGUGACUGGUAGUAUACGGAAACUGUUAGCCUGACUCUUCAUAGACUUCAUAGACUCUUCAAUAACUACAAACACGGACCAAAGACUCAACAGGA